AUGUCAAACUUUUUUAGAGAUAGUUCGAUGGGAUUUAAGCCUAGACCAAACAUCUUCGCCAAACUAAGAGUUAGAGAUGCAGAUUCAGAAUCUUCCUCUGAUAAUGUCAUAGAGGAUUCAGCCAAAUGUGCCCAGGCGGAUUCUUCCAUAGAUGAAGAUGAUGCGUUUAAAAAACCCCACCAUACUUCCACUGAACGAGAAGUAAUUCCGAAUAUAAACCUCAGUAAGAUGAAUCAUAGUUACACUAAUAGUGGGAUGAAUAUAAAUUCACCGAAGAACUUAACAACAGACCAGUACAACAGAACUCUAAACAAUAAUGACGCCAGAAAUGAAAAUGAUACUGACGAAGAUUUUGAAAUUACAGAAGUAAGAGAAGUGAGUGAAGGUGUGACAAAAGAAUUGAAAGCAGGUCAUGGGGAUCCUAAUGAUUCUGAGACAACGCUUAAAGACAGUAAAAUUCAUGAAUACGCCAUGACAAAUGGCAAGCCUCUUUUACACACAUCAGUUGAUACUUCCAGUGCAUCUUCCAAUGAUGUCUUGUUAGAAGCUUUUACAAAUACCCAAAGGAUAUGUUCAAAUUUGAAGCAAGAGCUACAAAAACAGCAACAAGACAAUGCAAAGUUAAAGAUUCGACUACAGUCGUAUAUUUCUGAUUCUGACAAGAUUAAUGAAAAAGUGGUUAAAUAUAAAUCUUGCUUAGAAACUCUUCAAGAGAGAAUUGUAACAUUGAGUGGUCAUAAGAAUAGUCAAGAUGCCAAGCUAAAGGAUUUAAGACAAAACCACCAACUAUAUCAGAGAAGGAUAAGCGGAUUUAAAGCAAAUAUUGAAAACUUGAACAGAACAAUCAACGACUUAGGAAAGCAUAAAAAGGAAACAGACACGGAGUUAAUGAAAAAGGGUAAAGAAAUUGAAUAUCUAAAAAGAGAACUAGACGACUGUUCAGGCCAAUUGAGCGAGGAAAAAAUCAAGAAUAGUUCGUUAAUACAGGAGAUAGGGAAAAGUAGAGAACAAAUGACUAAAACAAUCGAGGGUUUCUUUUCAGAAGAUAAAACUCAACAUACUAUGCAUUUUAACAAGCUCGAAGAAAAAGUUCAUGACCUACUUGAAGAAAAGUUACAAAAACACUUCAAUACUGCAAAAGAUACCCUUAAUAUAGGACUGAAAGAAGCUGGUACAGAGUUGAGUAGCCAUACAGAGACUAUACUCAAGCAACAAUAUGUGGAGUUCAAAGAGAAUUUACAACGAAGAAUAUCAUCGAGUGAGAAUAAGAUUACAGAAACACUAACUGAGCUGGAUAUGAACCAAAAAGAACUUGUGACAGGUGUACAAAAAGAACUCUUAGCAUCAUCAGGAAAUAGUCAAACUGUUUUACUAACCGAAAUAAAUAAUAUAAAACAUGACCUGCUUGAUGAUUCAUCGAAAGCUGCUAAAAAUUAUCUGGGCUUGGAAAACUUGCUGAAGACAUAUAAAGCGGAAAUAAUCCAGUCCAGCGAGUAUGAAGAAAGGAUAAAACAUUUGGAGAGUGAACGGUCAACAUUAUCUUCACAAAAGAAUCAGAUUAUUAGCUCUCUUGGUACUAAAGAGGCACAGUAUGAAGAUCUUGUCAAAAAAAUAGAGGCGAAGAACAUAGAAAUCUCACAAAUCUCUGGCAAAGAGCAGAGUUUAACCGAAAAAAAUGAGAGCCUUUCUAAUGAACUGAAAACAGUUCAAGGCCAACUCGACAAGAUAAACAAUUUGAACAUCACCACAAAGUCAAAUUACGAAAAUAAAAUAUCUUCUCAAAACGAGAUUGUCAAGGCAUUAACAUCCGAAAAUGAAACUCUGAAGCAAAGAAUCCAACAACUAGUAGAAUUCAAGGAAAAUGCACAAAAAGAUCAUUCAACAAAAUUGGAGGCUUUCCAGAAAAAUAAUGAGCAGCUUCAAAAGCUAAAUGUCGAAGUGGUCCAGUUGAAGGCCCAUGAGUUAGAACUUGAAGAACAGAAUAGACAUUUAAAAAAUUGUUUAGAAAGAAAGGAAAUUGGUGUUGAAGAAUCAUUAAGCGAUGUAAAAACUCUAAAACAACAGAUGAUAGUCUUGAAAUCAGAAAAACAAGAUAUAACAGCCGAAAAGUUAGAAUUACAAGAUAGUCUCGAAAAUCUGGAAGACGUAACCAAGAAUUUACAACAGAAGGUGCAAUUGCAAAAGAAGGAAUUAGAACAGAAAAUACAAGAGUUAGAGGAGAUUAAAAACUGUAAAAGAGUCGCAUCUAAUCAAAGGAGUACACAAAACUUUACAAACCCAUCAGAUUCGCCUAAAAAAAAUGGUAUAGCCUCUGAUUACUUUCCUAAUGGCGCUGCUUGUGCACUUUCUCCAAUGAAAAGAUGUCCUAGGGUGGAUCACACAAGCAAAUCAACAAAAGUCAAUUCAUCCAAAGAAGCAUCCAAAUUAAACGAUGAAUUUGAUCUUUCUUCGUCUUCAAAUGACGAUUUAGAGUUGACCAACCCCUCUCCUAUUCAAAUAAGACCAGUCAAAGGAAAAAUUAAAAAAGGUUCAAAUAGCAUGAAACCUCCAAUUUCCUCAAGAAAAAAGUUGCUACUAGUAGAAGAUGAUGAUCAGCCAUUAAAAAUAAGCAAGAAAAGAAGAAGGAAGUAA
Messenger RNA from Saccharomyces mikatae IFO 1815, 2631 nucleotides. It is a transcript of the gene ZIP1, whose product is annotated as Zip1p. NCBI's taxonomy places the organism in Eukaryota, Fungi, Ascomycota, Saccharomycetes, Saccharomycetales, Saccharomycetaceae. The record is from RefSeq and is a predicted model, not a curated record. Bases 1 to 2631 code for a protein of 876 amino acids. The transcript has a single exon.